GACGGGCGUCAUUGCGUCAGAACCGGAAAAGCGCUGUUAGCAUUCGGCUAAAAACACAGGCAGCUCCACUGGAAGAUUGAUCAAAAAUCAUCUCAAUCGGAUUCUCUGAUCGAUUAAAGGUGAAUGAUUGAGGAUCAGCGCGCGACUGCAGACUCGCGUCGAUUGGAAAGCACGCGAUGGAUGACAAUAAAAUGGUUGCUGGAAAAGUGAAGAAACCAGGCAAACGCGGCCGCAAACCUGCCAAGAUCGACCUGAAGGCCAAGCUGGAGAGAAGCCGGCAGAGCGCUAGAGAGUGUCGCGCCAGGAAGAAGCUACGCUACCAGUAUCUGGAGGAGCUGGUGUCCAGUAAAGAGAGAGCCAUCUGUGCACUGAGAGAGGAGCUGGACAUGUACAAGCAGUGGUGUCUGGCCAUGGACCAGGGGAAGAUCCCAUCCGAAAUCAAAGCCCUCCUCACCGGAGACGAGCAGAAAGCACCGCAGAGCACCAGCAACAAGAUCCCCAAGAACGGCAAGUACGGCUCCGGCCAGAACAAGACGUCUUAGACGGGUCCGGAGCGCGUGCGUUUGGAUGCGUGAAUGCGGACAGUGUUGACUCACAGUGUUUGUCUGUCGUUUUGUAGUAAUGGGACGUUUGAAAUAAGCUUUUCUGUUUGCAUUCACAAUAAUACCACCGUUCAGACAUUAGAGCUUUAUUCCUGUUGAUUUGACGUGAUUCGCGUUCAUUUCUUGUGUUGAUUUGUGAGCGUUCUGUGUGACUCGUAAACAUUUCCUCCUCCUUUAUAUAUUUAUUUUGGAACCGUUCUGGUACCAAAUCAUUUGUGAUGAAGGAUGCAGCCUUCGUGAGUCCAGUUUACCACUGGAUAAAAAAAAUAAUAAAGGUAAUUGUGCCUUUUUAUCACACAAUAUUGAGUUUGUGUGUCACAAUUCGAACUUUUUUUUCUAGUAAAUCUAAGAAAAAAAGGCAGAAUUGCGAGAUAUUAACUCGAAAUGGCAAGUUUUGAGCUUAGUUCUUCUGUAUACUUGCUAAAUUGUUGAUAAAAAAAAUCUAACCAAAAAUACAAGUGCAAGAUAACUCAAAGAAGCCAGAAUGCUGUGUUUAUAUCUGGCAGAACCGUGAGAUACAAAGUCACAAUUUCCUGUUUUUUUUUUUUCUCGUUAUUCCAUGGUGGAAGCAAGCUCCCGUGUUACAGAAUGAGACGAUUCGUCACUCGAGAGCAGGGCUGGAGAGUUUAGCUCCAAAACCCCAAUCAGACACCCCUGAAGCAGCUCAUCAAGCUCUUACUGGGCAGGUGCGAGUCGAGACGAGUUGGACAGCCCUGCUCUAGUGUGUGUAGAAUGGGUUGAUUCCACUGAACCUAUAGGCAGAGAUGUUAAAAGACAGACUUUUGCCAAAAUCUCUAGCUCAGCUUUUGCACUUUACGAGAUUUUAAAGAUUUCAACGCAUAGCACUUCCCUUUUCUCUUGUACAAGUAGAGUUUGUCUGCGUCCGUUGUUGAUCGCGUAUUUAUUUCACUAACCGAAACUUAAAGCACUUUCCUUCGAAGCUCUAAUUUUUGUACUUUAUUUGAAAGUUUAAUCUUUCUGCUUUAUCUGGAAGGUUUGCCAAAAACAAAAACGACAAAAUAGCUAAUAUUUCGGCACAGAUCUGAACGAAUGUGAAACCCUUUCAUCAGUGUUGAUCAGCCCAAACACAGAGAUGUAGAAGUGUUUCGAGAGAAGUUCAGGUUUUAAUGAACGAGAAACACUUUCCUCUGCCUUUUCCUUGUGACUCUUGCCUCUGAUUCUCGCUGGCAUAAUCAAUAAUAUUUAGAGCUCAAAUGUAUAUUUUUAUAUGGCGUGUAUAAAAUGUAGAUUGAAAUUUGUUGCAAGAUGAUGCUUAUUAAUGCUGAACGUCUUAUUAAACGAUGUAGCUUUGCUUUGUGAUCAUGAACAUAAAAACGUUGAAUCCGAA
Puntigrus tetrazona (Sumatra barb) is the source of this 1950-nucleotide messenger RNA. RefSeq names its product cAMP responsive element binding protein-like 2 (gene crebl2). The record is from RefSeq and is a predicted model, not a curated record. Gene Ontology annotation, molecular function: DNA-binding transcription factor activity. The coding region runs from base 177 to 542 and encodes 121 amino acids. NCBI's taxonomy places the organism in Eukaryota, Metazoa, Chordata, Actinopteri, Cypriniformes, Cyprinidae. Gene Ontology annotation, biological process: regulation of DNA-templated transcription. Gene Ontology annotation, cellular component: nucleus. The transcript has 3 exons.